This is a messenger RNA of Eruca vesicaria subsp. sativa (arugula), 1457 nucleotides long. The record is from the annotation of a GenBank genome assembly. Lineage: Eukaryota; Viridiplantae; Streptophyta; Magnoliopsida; Brassicales; Brassicaceae.
ACAAGGAUGGUUGGGAUUUGGGGUCCCUUGGGGAUAGGCAAAACAACAAUAGCAAGAGCCAUAUACAAUCAGAUUUCAAGAAACUUCCAGCGCAGUGUCUUCAUGUAUAAUGUCAAAAGAAGUUACAAGAGUUAUGAUUCUGACAUGGAUACUUCAAUGCAGAGGUUGCAGAGAGAGUUCCUUUCAAAGAUUUUGAACCAUAAGGAUAUGGAGAUAGAGCAUUUAAGUACAGCUCAAGAAAGGUUGAAGUACCAGAAAGUCCUUGUUGUUCUUGACAAUGUGGAUAAGAUAGAGCAACUAAAAGCUUUGGCAGAGGACACUCACUGGUUUGGUCAAGGAAGUAGGAUCAUCGUGACAACAGACGAUAAAAAUCUCUUGGAAAGACAUGGGAUCGAUCAUAUAUAUCCAGUGAAAUUCCCAUCUCAAGAUGAAGCUCUAAAGAUUUUUUCUCACUAUGCUUUUCCAAAAAAUCCUCCCCCAGAGGAAUAUUUGAAGCUUGCAGCUGAAGUAACAGAACUAACAAGUCAUCUUCCAUUAGGCCUAUGUGUUCUUGGCAAUGCAUUGUGUGGAAAGAGCAUGAGCAGGUGGGCUGAUGAACUAUCUAGGAUCAAAGAAAGUCUCAACAGGGACAUUGAACAAGUCCUAAUAGUUGGUUACAAUGGCUUAGAUGAUAAAGUCAAAGCUAUAUUUCUCCACAUUGCUUGUUUAUUUGAAGGCAAAAGAGUUGAUUCUGUGAUGCAGUUUCUUGGAAACUGUGGUCUAGAUGUCAAAUUUGGACUUGAGGUUCUUGUUGAAAGAGCUCUCAUAAGUAUACUGAGUGACGAAAUCAUUAUAAUGCACCGUUUGCUAAGACAGCUGGGCAGAGAGAUUGUUGAUAAACACUCUAUUCACUUGUCUAUGAGAUGCCGGUUCUUGAUAGCUGCUUUUUACAUCUUCAAUGUUGUUGUUGAUAGUAUUGUCACUGGAGCUGUGUUAGCCAAAUCAAAAGUCACACUCGCAAGUGAGAAAACCCUAAGUUUCUGCAGAGAUGUGGUGGAUAAGGGGAAAAUAUUGGCCAAGAUAAUCUGGGAUGGAAUCAAUGUCUUGGUUUUGUUCAUGUUUUAUCUCCUUAAGGGUGCCUUCCUGUCCAUCAUGAGUAUGCCCACUGCUGCAUUUGAACAUCCGUUUUGGAAAAUCAAGAAGAGACUUUCCCAUCUGAAACCCAGCAAAGAGGUGAACUGCUCUGUGGAGGGUUCCAAGGAGCUAGUCAAAGAGGGGAAUUGCUCUGUGGAGGGUUCCAAGGAGCUAGGAGACAACAUUUCACCAGAUUUCUUGCUCAUGUAAACUACUUACACAAUGCUAAAAACUUUGGCAACUAGUUUGAUUUGGAACUGAGCUUAUAAGUCGUGUGUGUAUCUUUGACUUAAUGCAAUUUCUGAGCUAAUAGGGCUUGUGAGUGUUCAAGGGGAAUACAUAAU